GCAACGAGAAGAGCGAAAGUUAUCAUAUGACUGUUGUGUUUUCUUUCUGUCGAAGGAGUGUUAAAAUUGUAAAUAUUAAUAUUUUGGUAUAAGUUAGAAACCAAAAAAAAAAAAAAAGCAGUCAAAAUGUCGCUCAGCGAUGCCGAUGUUCAGAAACAAAUUAAUCAUAUGAUGGACUUCAUAGAACAGGAGGCUAAUGAAAAAGCGGAAGAAAUUGAUGCUAAGGCUGAGGAAGAAUUUAAUCUUGAAAAGGGCAGACUAGUACAGGAACAAAGGUUGAAAAUUAUUGAGUAUUUUGAAAAAAAAGAAAAACAAGUGGAAUUACAAAGGAAGAUUCAGAGUUCAAAUAUGCUUAACCAAGCUAGGCUUAAAGUUUUGAAAACUCAAGAAGAUCAUAUUAAAGUUGUACUUGAUGAAGCUAGGAAGCAGUUACACACAAAAACCAAAGAUACUGCACGUUAUCAACAAGUUUUGAAGAAUCUGAUACUUCAGUCAAUAUAUCAGCUGUUAGAAUCUGAGGUAACAGUGAAGUGCCGAAAACAAGAUGCAGAUUUGGUAGAGCGAUCAUUAGGAGAAAUAGCCAAAGAGUAUCAAGAGAAAGUUGGUAAACCUUGCAAAAUAACAAUUGAUAAAGAAAGUUACUUACCUCCUGACUGUGCUGGUGGAAUUGAACUGACAGCACAGAAGGGGAAAAUAAAAAUAAACAAUACUCUUGAAAGUAGACUAGAUAUGAUUAGUCAACAGUUGCUACCAGAAAUACGUGAAACUUUAUUUGGCGCCAAUCCUAACCGCAAGUUCAAAGACUAACAUAUCAGAUAAUUCCUCCACUUGUUACUCAAGAACUGUGUAUAGUCUUUAAAUCAUUCCUUGUUGUAUGUGUGCAACAAACAGCCUUGAUGCUGUAUAUGUCUUAUCUGGAGGUUAGACCAACUUCAUUAUGGUUAAAGAAUAAGAGUAAUUUAUUUUAUUUAAUCUAGAAUUGUUUUUAGUGUGAUUUGAUUUGUUACGUGUUUGUACUAUGGAAAUGAAAGAUAGAAACUCAUUUUUUAUGUAGAAAGUUUAGAUGAAUGUUCGUUAACUUAAACUAGUCUCAAGAUUCUAAUGUAUCAAUAUUUUAAGUGCAUUGUUGUAUAAAUAGUGGUGAAUGUUCAUUGUUCUGAAAGUCAAAAUAAAAUAACUUUAAAAAAUA
Molecule: messenger RNA, 1189 nt
Organism: Stegodyphus dumicola
Lineage: Eukaryota; Metazoa; Arthropoda; Arachnida; Araneae; Eresidae
Gene: Vha26
Product: V-type proton ATPase subunit Vha26
Biological process (GO): proton transmembrane transport
Cellular component (GO): proton-transporting two-sector ATPase complex, catalytic domain
Molecular function (GO): proton-transporting ATPase activity, rotational mechanism
Source: RefSeq, a predicted model, not a curated record